ACGCAUGGGUGAGAGGGGAGGAGAUUCAGGUUACAACCCCCUCCUCCUUUUCUACCCCCACCCUAGACACACACACACAUACCCAGAGCGACUGCUUUAUAACUCUCUUAGCAGUGGCCAGGGGUUUGAUUUUUCCCUGUGGAUGCUCCCAAACGGUCUGCACACAGUCCAGCAAAUUUCCAGCCUUUUCCAAGCACAGAGGCCUUCUGUUUCCCUCUGGCCCGGACCAAAAACCUCCCCUUUUUGGAGCCUGGAUUUGAAGGACUCCUUCAGGGGUUGCAGGGUUUGGGAGAGCAGGCCGGUCACCCCCAACUGAGUGGAGUUUGGAGGAAGGAACCUACAAGCCGCCCUUCCGAAAAGCCAGCCACCACCUGGGAACCGCCACCACCGCCGUCCCCUGGAGAGGGGUCUUGCGAACCGGCCUGCGCGAGAGAUGCGGCAUUUUCGAAGGCCUCGCGGGGUACUCCUGGGAAUGGACACUAGGCACCAAGGACGGAGAUAAGAUGAAGCAUUUGCACCGGGGGAAUUGAGAGCAGGGGGGAAAGCCAAGCGAGACUGCUUCUCUCCGGCCUCCCUCCCUCUCCCCCGCUUGCUCCUGGUUGCGAAUGUGAUUGUUUUGUCUGUCACAGAGGAGAAGUGGAAGACUCUUGCUGGCUGGGGUGGGGGAGCCAGCCAGUGGGCUCCAGGCGGCGGUCGGAGUCGGAUGCCUCUCUGGACGUCGGGAGGCAGGGGCUUGGAGCGCGGAGGCGGCCAGAGGAGGCUCGGAGAGGCAGGCCCGGAGCACACGGCAGACUCCAUGCUGCUCUCACUGAUUCUCUCUCUGCUCUCUGUCCUGGCAGAAGGGGCCAGCCUGCAGCCAAUCAGGAUGAGCCACCUGGGGGUGUGCCCCAACCAGCUGAACCCCAACCUCUGGGUGGAUGCUCAGAGCACCUGCGAACGGGAGUGUCACAUGGAUCAGGACUGCGAAGCCUUUGAGAAAUGCUGCACCAACGUCUGCGGCCUGCGGAGCUGCGUGGCCGCCCGCUACGCCGAUGGAAGCCUCUCCUCCCUGGAGCUCGUGCAAGAGGCCACGUGCGACAGCUUCGUCUGCACGCAGCAAGGCUCGGACUGUGACAUCUGGGACGGGCAGCCUGUCUGCAAGUGCAAAGACCGGUGCGAGAAGGAGCCCAACUUCACCUGUGCCUCCGAUGGGCUCACCUAUUACAACAAAUGCUAUAUGGACGCCGAGGCCUGCAUCCGCGGCAUCAGCCUCGCCGUGGUGACCUGCAAGUACCUUUUCACCUGGCCAAACACCAGCCCCGUGCCGAUGGAGACCACGGCUCACCCGACGCCUGGGGCGGCUGCCGAGGUCCCCAUCCCCCCGGCCCUCUAUAACAAUCCCUUCCACCAGCUGGUCUACGUGGGCGGCACCACCAGCUUCCACUGCGACGUCAGUGGGCGGCCCCGUCCCGACAUCACGUGGGAGAAGCAGAGCGACCACCAGGAAAACUUCAUCAUGCGGCCCGACCAAAUGUACGGCAAUGUGGUAGUGACGAACAUCGGGCAGCUGGUCAUCUACAAUGCCCAGCCUGAGGAUGCUGGGAUUUAUACGUGCACGGCCAGGAACUCCGCCGGCCUCCUGCGAGCGGACUUCCCCCUCUCAGUCAUCAAGAGGGAGCACUCCAGAGGGGAACCGAGGACCCCCAGUGCCCCCCCGCUCCUGCCCGGUGAGUGCCUGAAGGAACCUGAUAAACAGGACUGCGAGGCCUACCAGGUCCGCUGGCAUUUUGACUCCAAGAAAGGCUCCUGCAUCACAUUCCGUUACGGCGGCUGCGGAGCCAACCAGAACCACUUUGACACCUAUGAGGAGUGCCAAUUGGCCUGCGUCAAUAACGCGGUCAACCUCUGCACUCUGCCUGUGGUGCAGGGGCCCUGCAAGAACUGGGAGCCCCGCUGGGCCUACAACCACUUGAUGAAGCAGUGCCAUUCCUUCAUCUAUAGCGGCUGCGAGGGGAACGAGAAUAAUUUUGACAGCAAAGAGAGCUGUGAGGACGUCUGCCCCUUCCCCAAGACCUUGCAGUGCAAAGCUUGCCGCCUGAAGAGCAAGAUGGUGCCCAGCCUCUGCCGCAGCGACUUUGCCAUCGUGGGCCGGCUGAUGGAGAUCAUCGAGGACCAGGACUCCGGCAUCGCCCGCUUCGCUCUGGACGACAUCCUCAAGGACGAGAAGAUGGGCCUCAAGAUCUUCAGCAUCAAGUACCUGGAAGUGACCUUGACGGAGAUGGACUGGAACUGCCCUUGCCCUAACAUGACCGCUGAGGACGGCCCCCUCAUCAUCAUGGGGGAGGUCCACGACGGCAUGGCCGUUCUCGACCCCAACAGCUACGUCCGGGCCGCCAACGACAAGCGGGUCAAAAAGAUCUACGAGCUCCUCGAGAAGAAGACCUGUGAGAUCCUCAACCGCUUCCAGGACUAGGCCAGGUUGCUCGCCUCAGGGGAGGAGGGGAGAAAGGCAAGCAUCAUCCCUCCUCGACGACACGGCUCUUCUCUUUGGGUGCCGUCGUAGCCACACAGGACUGGAGUGGAGACUGGGCAAGGCAAAUUGCGACCGCUGGAAAACCCCACGUGCCUCAGAGUGGGGAGGAGGGCUGGUGCUGAGAAAUCCUGACCCCCUUCCUCCCCCCAGGCCACUUCCAUGGACCAGCCUCUUGUUGACAUUUGUUCAGCUAUUAACACUGUCCUGUUACAAUGAGCUUCGUUAUGCUUGUAACUACCUACCGUCUGUUUUUCGUGUGAGCCAUAAUUUAUCUGUGCCUGUGAUCCCACACGCCCGCCCAGCGAACAUAAAAUGAAUAAUUAAAAAAAAAUUCCUGUGUGUCCACCUCGGUCACAAUAGCUGCUCUCUCUCCCUCUCCCACCACUUAAUAGCAAAUUCUACAUUUUGGCAAACUUCGCCCAAGCGCUCAGUUUCGGAUUCCGCAGAGUCUGACAACCAGGACCCGUCAAGUCACAGGCAGGCAACCUCGCCUCUCCAGCUGUGGUCGGACUACAACUCCCAUCAUUCCCAGCUACCAUUUAGUAUGGCUGGGGAUGAUGGGAGUUGUAGUUCCACCACAGACAGAGGCAUUAAGUGGUAGUAACCCACCAUAUUGGUUUAAGGGGAGGCGAGCUGGUCUUGUGGGAACACAGGGAAUUGUCCUGGUUGCUAAGCAGAGUCCACCUUGGAUUGCAUUUGGAUGGGAGACUACAUGUGUGAGCACUGCAAGAUAUCCCCCCCUUAGGAUCCUCAGUGUUUUUUUAAAAAAAAAUCUUAAAACACACCUUUUUAAGGAGGCCUUUUAAUGCUCCAUUAUCAAUUCGUUAUAUCUGGUAGGCUCUUUAGCUUUUUAUAAUUUUCAGUUUUAAAUUGAACCUAAGUGUGGUUUUUAAUCUGAAUUUUUAAAAUUUAGUUAAUUGUAUUGCUCUUAUUGUAUCUUGUGUCUAUCUCAUUGUUGUGAGCUGCCCCAAGCAGUAGUGCACUGAAGGGGUGGGCUAUAAAUAUUUUCAAU
Molecule: messenger RNA, 3524 nt
Organism: Hemicordylus capensis (graceful crag lizard)
Lineage: Eukaryota; Metazoa; Chordata; Lepidosauria; Squamata; Cordylidae
Gene: WFIKKN1
Product: WAP, follistatin/kazal, immunoglobulin, kunitz and netrin domain containing 1
Exons: 2
Coding region: 704-2452 (582 amino acids)
Biological process (GO): negative regulation of transforming growth factor beta receptor signaling pathway
Cellular component (GO): extracellular region
Molecular function (GO): transforming growth factor beta binding; serine-type endopeptidase inhibitor activity; receptor antagonist activity
Source: RefSeq, a predicted model, not a curated record